Molecule: messenger RNA, 586 nt
Organism: Symbiodinium necroappetens
Lineage: Eukaryota; Dinophyceae; Suessiales; Symbiodiniaceae
Source: the annotation of a GenBank genome assembly
AUGGACCUACAUUCUGUUGAUGAUGCGGGCAGGACUGCGUUUCUAGAGGCAGCUUGCUCUGGCUACUCCAGGACUGCUCGAUUGCUUCUUGAGGCGAAGUCCGACCAGGAUGCCGCGGACAAUUUGGGCCGGACAGCUCUCCAUUGGGCAUCCAUCUUCGGCGAUCAAGAGACUCUCUGCAUGCUGCUACGGGCGCGGGCCAACGUCAAUGGUGUUGAUGAGCACAGCACGGCAGCUCUCCACCUUGCAUGUUGCAAUGGCCACAUGCAAGUUGCGCAGUAUCUGCUGUUUGCAAGGGCGGACAAAGACCUGGCCGACCACGCCGGCUAUUUCAACACGACGCGGUUGCUCUUAGCCUCUGGUGCUCAGCGCGAUUUAGCCGACAAGGACGGCGGCACCGCUCUGCAAUGGGCUGCCUAUCGCGGCCAUGAAAGCAUCGCUUGUCUUCUCUUAGAGGCACUGGCCAACCCUUGUCUGCCAGACGGUCGGGGCAGACAGGCUCUCCACUAUGCAGCUUACCGGAGGCAUCGGAGGAUCGCGAUCCGGCUACUUCGGGCGGGUGCUGGCAGGGACCUCUCUGACGGUA